UCUGUUAUGCAAAGUCCUGAUGCACUCCGCAACACAAUGCUCAUUGCUGGUCUUCACUAUGGAUGGAAGGCUGGCCGUUUGCAGGUAUUCGAAUCCACGCUGCUGUUCCACAAGGGCGAGGCUAUGCGAUUGGUCAAUUGGCUUCUUGUGCAAUCGGAUUCGAGACGGUACCAUGAGUGUAUUAGACACAUUGCUACUUUGUGUCUCACCGAGUGCGCCUUUGGCAAUGUUUUGGUAGCAGAAACUCAUCUCAAUGGCCUCAUGAGAUACAUGGACUUUCACAAGCCUCCAGACUCACCAUUUGCUGAUGACGAAAGCGUGGAAGAGGAACUGGCAAACCGAUAUGUCAUUCUCACAUACAACUUUAUUUACGGAUUUAAGAGCCGUCUCCGCGAUAUUCUCCACGAAGAUGAUCGCGUGCCUCCCGACACGAACCCCGAUCCCAAGAGACCUGACCCCGACACAGUCCAGGAACUCAUGCAUUCGUGGCACAAGGACGAGUUCCGAGGUCUUGAUAUCAGACUCAAGGCCAUGAAGAUGGUUCCGUAUUUCUUUAACCAACUCCCACCGAAUGCCAAGCUUUGGGAUAUCGACGGUACACCCAUGUUGGAAUGCUUGACAAGGAUUACUGAAACGUCGGGUUUCAAGCGGAAUUCGGCACGCGAGGCUAUUCAGCAGAAUAUGUGGCUUGAAGGUGCUGUCACCAGACUUCUACUCGCCUUGGUAGGAUGCCACAUCGAGUCGCUAUCCGGGGAUUACACGAGAGGCUUGAACAGAAAGAACCGGUCACCACUGGUGACUUCAUGGUCAGGCAUGUGUUCUGCCUCUGGCCUUUAUCUCCACGCUGUUCUCGGUAUCUGGAACGCUGGAGAACCAAUCGAGUCACGAAUGCAUCGACGUGUUUUAUACAUAGUCAAGCAAGAUCUGGAACGCCACCGACCGCAAAAGAGGGAUCGAAGGGCUACAGAUCUUUGGCUAUGGAAGGCCUACGUGUGUGCUUUCAGUCUGGAAAGACACUUGCGACUGGACGGCGAUCAAGGACUUUUGAUUCCGCUUCGAAGAAUUUUUGGUGAAUUAAUUGCAGAGUGGAGUUAUAUGACGGAGGUCACGGACUGGACACAGGCAAGGAAUGCGUUGACGAGGAUUGUCUGGCCUGAG
Molecule: messenger RNA, 1158 nt
Organism: Fusarium vanettenii 77-13-4
Lineage: Eukaryota; Fungi; Ascomycota; Sordariomycetes; Hypocreales; Nectriaceae
Exons: 3
Source: RefSeq, a predicted model, not a curated record